CGUCUUCUGUGUGCCCUGUUGACAUGCGCGUGAGCGUGAAGCGCAUGCGCAGUGCGAGUAGGUUCGGUUGGCGACAGCUAGACGCCAAGGCGAGAGCCAUGGAAAGUGGUGAGGAUGCAGCUCAAAGGCCUUCGAGUCUAGAUCUAGCUGGACUAGAGACAGACGAACCGGCAGUCCGUGCCCCUUCAGACGCCACUGCUAUGAGCAGCCAGUCCAACGCUACAGACGCCCUCUUCCAAGAGGAGAGCAUUGACCUGGACGUGGAAGCGUUCAUCUCCCCUCAGGAUGACAGCGCUGCUUCCGGGAGCAUCACGGAUAAACUGAACGAUCAGAUGAUGGAGAGCGUCAUGAUCUCCGAUUCCCCCAACAGUGAAGAGGACGAUGUCCCUAUUGACACUUUGUUGGAGCAAACGGAUGACAAGGUGUCCCUUGACUCCAAGCAGCUCCAAACAGAAGAAGACAAAGAGGAUGAAGCCAAAGAGGAGAAGGAGGAGGCUGGAACUGAACAAGCCACACCCGAUGAUACUAUUGAAUCUGAAACGUCUCCGGCUUUAUUUGAAAAAGAGAAAACGAUGUACAGCGAUAUGGACGGCACAAAGGAGGGUGGUCCAGGCAAGCUGUCUGCUCCAAGCAGCCCUAUAGCUGAGGAAACAGAGCUUGAAGUAGCCAAGCAUGGGAUUAAGGACGAGCUCAUUCCAGUGUGCACUAUUUUCAGCCAAGGCAUGCAGAACAAAGCACAGUCCCUGAUGCCUGAUGAGUUUCAGCCGACUUUGGUCAAAUCCCCAAGCUUUACGACUAGCCAUAAUGAAACUCCCAAUAAACUAGCGCCUCUGGUGUCUCAGCCCAGUCCCAGCCUCAGUAAAUUCUUCACUGAUAACGGCGCUGUUAACCCUGCCUCGGACUUCUUCGACUCCUUCACGACAUCCUCGUCUUUCAUUUCAGUUUGCAACCCAAACGCAGAGUCGCCGAAGUUCCCAGCCCCUCCCGAGCGGCAGCUUUCCUCAGGCUCAAGCAGCCUUCUUAAAGACAGCGGCACCGCAAGUGCUUUCUUCAGUCCCGCUCCACCCGAGAGCACGCCGAGGCCUGUGACCGGCCCUGCAGAACCUGUAGUGGCCAUUACUAAGCUUCAAGCGGUAUUCUCAGGCAGCGACGAUACGUUUGCGAGUGCUCUGAUUAUGAGCGAGGUGGACAGACGGUAUGACGCUUGGCUUCCAUCUGAGGAGACCAGGAGAGUGCUGAUCUCUGUGGCCACUCAGCAGAUCAACCCGGUGCAUGUGGAUCGGGAGAGGCUGUCCAUGCCUGGACUGAAGUUUGACAAUUUGCAGGGCGAUGCAGUGAAGGACCUGAUGGUGCGUUUCCUUGGAGACCAGGCAGCGACGAAGAGGCAAGUUCUCACCGCUAACUCAGUGGAGCAGAACGUCUUGGGUCUCAAGCAGCUGAUCGGCACAAAGAACUGGAGGGCAGCCGUGGACCUGACGGGCAGACUGCUGACGGCUCAUGGCCAAGGUUAUGGCAAGAGCGGCCAGCCGAGCACCCACACCACCGACACACUGCAGUUAUGGUUCGUGCGUCUGGCUCUUUUGGUUAAGCUCAACCUCUUCCAAAACGCCGAGCUGGAGUUUGAGCCGUUUGGUAAUCUGGACCAGCCGGACCUGUACUACGAGUACUACCCUACGGUGUACCCCGGAAGACGAGGUUCAAUGGUGCCGUUCUCCAUGCGUGUGCUGCAUGCUGAGCUGCCUCAGUACUUAAACAAGCCCCAGGAGUGUCUGGACCGCUUGCACAGCAUGAGAAGCAUCUGUCAGAAAAUCCUGGCUAACCUGGAGGAAGGACUGGCUGAGGACGGGAGCAUGAUGACUCUCACACAGGAAAACAGACAAGCCUCUAUUCAGCUGUGGAGGUCACGUCUGUGCCGGGUGAUGUACUCCAUGGCAAACUGUCUGCUAAUGAUGAAGGACUAUGUGCUGGCUGUUGAAACGUAUCUCUCCAUCAUCCAGUAUGAGCCACAGCAGAGAGUGCAGCUGUUGAGCGGAAUAGGACGCAUCUUCCUACAGAUUGGAGACAUCAAAACUGCAGAGAAGUAUUUCCAGGAAGUAGAGAAAGCCGGUCAGGAAAAAGGACAAGGACCAGUGAUUGACACCGCUAUUUUAAUGAACAGGGCAUUUGUGUACCUGAGCCAGAAUAAUUAUGCAGACGCCCACUCGUGUUUCUCCAGCGUCUUGAAAAUUGAUCCCAACAAUCCUGUGGCGAACAACAACGCAGCAGUGUGCUUACUUUAUUUGGGCCGCCUAAAGGAGUCCCUGGGUCAGCUGGAGAGCCUGGUGCAGCAGGACCCUGCGCUCUACCUGCAUGAGAGCGUGCUCUUCAACCUGACCACCAUGUACGAGCUGGAAUCGUCACGCAGCACGCAGAAGAAACAGGCUCUGCUGGAGGCCGUGGCCGGGCGCGAGGGCGACAGCUUCAACGCACAGUGCCUCAAACUGGUGUAAACGAUAACCAACCAGGAGUGCAUUAGAUCACUGGUUCACUGCUUCAUGAUGUGACAUGAGCUCGUUUAACAAAGCUGAAAAUGCCACUGGUCUAUUAUACAUACAGGGUUUUUGUUUGUUUGUUUUUGUUUUGUGAAAAAUUUGUGUGACCAAAUUCAAAGCUGAUCUGAAACAACCUGUGUAUUCACACUAAGGUAUGUGAUGCAUUUGAAACUCUUAAACCAAUGUUUCUAUGCCAUCAGGAUGCAGGAGAAUGUAAAUAGAGAGAGAAUAUAAAAUCAGAUUAAAAAAUAAAUAAAUAAAAACAUGUAAAUAUUUAGCUCGUGUAAAGGAGAUAAAGGCCGACUGAGUGGUAUACUUUGCUCGUAUUUUUCUCAUUUUUUAGUCGCUUUGGAUAAAAGCGUCUGCUAAGUGAAUAAAUGUAUACAGCAUUACAGAAAUUACAGUCUGGACACAGUUCUCAAAAAAUAAAGAAAUAAAAAAUUGUUGGGAUGGAUAACUCUGUAGCCAAGGUGGCAGAUUUCGUCGUAUCUGGGCUAUCCGUUUCGUUUUUUUUAUUCGUAGGGGACAACUGUGUUCAACAACCAGAAAAAAGAAACAAACUUAACUCCUUAUUGACUUUCAUAACACAAGUUUUCAUUUUUUUUAAAAGAAUGCGCUUUAUGGUGGUGCGCUUCACCUCAAUGCUAUAACUAAUAGCACAAGCGACUCAUUCCAGAUCCCACCGCCUGCCGCAUUUUACACAUCAGCUGAGGUAUAGGAUCUGAAGGAGAAAAAUGUAUAAUAUGUGGAAAUAUUGAUGAAACUGAGCAAAGCUAUUACACUCCUGCUAGGACAACUGUUAUUUCGCAGUUAAACAUAUUGGGAGAAAUUCAAUACACUAGCUAGACAUGAACGAAAGACGUUCGUUUUUUGGGUUUUUUUGCCCUCUUUUCUCCCUAAUACUCUUGGCCAACCAAGGCCUUGGCCAUCUACCAACCAAGGAGGAUGAAGGCUAGCACGUGCUUCGUCUGAGACAUGUGAAGCCAGCCAUCUCCACCAUUUCAAACUGCUGCUCAUGCUGUAGUACAGGGCAGUGUAACACACUCCGAGGAAAGCGCUGUCUUCCCUCUUCCACAUACAUGAGCUCACAGAUGCCUGUGAUUGGUUAGUGUCACUGUGAUUGACAAGCGAGAGAGAGAAUGCAAUCCCUCCCACACAGAGAGUAAGGCCAAUUUUACUCCCUUGAUGGCAUCAUUGUGAUUUGAAACUUGUGCUCUCCGGACGAUGGGGCAGAUGCUUUUCUGUUGCGCCAGCAGCAUUAAAACGUUUUUAGAAGAGGAUAAGGACUUGGAUACGUCAAGUCGUCCUCUCCCGGGGAAUUCGUACAUGUUCAUUUCCCUACUUAACUUUCAUUGUGAUAUGUUAUUACAUUACAUUAGCUGCUACGUUCGGACUAGUCAGUUAGGUUUCUGGGCAACUUAAGCAUGGGACAUGGACAGUACGAAGUUCGCUGUAUUUAUUGAGUUCAUAUGAAGAUGAUCUUUGCGCUGUAGUACUUCUGAGAAACUUCCACAAAAAAAAUUUUAUUAGCUUGCAACUGGUCUGUUAACAUACAAUAUAUAAACCUGAAUUUGAGUGUGUAUUGUGUGUACUGCGUGUCACCCGAUGUACUGUACAUUUUCUUUUACGAAUCUAAAUAAACCCCAGCUGAUUUUGAAGUA
Messenger RNA from Ictalurus furcatus (blue catfish), 4192 nucleotides. It is a transcript of the gene trappc12, whose product is annotated as trafficking protein particle complex subunit 12. NCBI's taxonomy places the organism in Eukaryota, Metazoa, Chordata, Actinopteri, Siluriformes, Ictaluridae. Gene Ontology annotation, molecular function: protein binding. The coding region runs from base 24 to 2489 and encodes 821 amino acids. The record is from RefSeq and is a predicted model, not a curated record. The transcript is spliced from 12 exons. Gene Ontology annotation, cellular component: Golgi apparatus; TRAPP complex.